Messenger RNA from Colletotrichum truncatum, 885 nucleotides. Its product is annotated as mitochondrial 54S ribosomal protein bL27m. Gene Ontology annotation, biological process: translation. Lineage: Eukaryota; Fungi; Ascomycota; Sordariomycetes; Glomerellales; Glomerellaceae. Gene Ontology annotation, cellular component: ribosome; mitochondrial large ribosomal subunit. The record is from RefSeq and is a predicted model, not a curated record. Gene Ontology annotation, molecular function: structural constituent of ribosome.
AUGCGUUUAUUCCAAUUGCAGCAGCCCUUGAGGGCUGCCGCCGGUCUCCUCCGGCCGACGACGACCCCGACCCCGACCCAGCCCGGCGUCGUAGCAGCCGCGAAUGCCCUCGUUGCCGGACGACGAUACGCCUCCGUCAAGUCGCAGGGUGCUUACAAGCUGGCGCCCAAGAGGACGAUACCGAAGAAGUUGGGAGCGAAGCGUACUGGUGACCAGUAUGUCAUUCCCGGCAACAUCCUCUACAAGCAGCGCGGCUCUCUCUGGUGGCCCGGCGAGAACUGCAUCAUGGGCCGUGACCACACCAUUCACGCCAUGGCCUCUGGCUACGUCAAGUACUACCGCGAUCCCGCACGCCACCCUGACCGCAAGUACAUCGGAGUCGUCUUCAACAAGGACGACGUGCUCCCUUACCCACAACACGCCGAGCGCAAGCGCAAGCUCAACAUGUCUGCGCACCCAAUCUCCAAGCCCGUCGAGACCCCCGCCGUCUCGGCGUCCGGCAUCCCGACCCAGAUCAUCCGCCCCGCCCCGCGCACCGCCAAGGGCGCGCCCACGCAGCCCGCCCGCGUCCUCAAGCUGCGCGACGACUACUCGUACCGUGAGGACAACUGGCGUGUCGGAAGACUCGUCAAGCUUCGCAUUGGCGGCAUGAGCCGCAAGGCCAAGAUGAGGCAGAGGAGAUACGCCAAGGAGCGUACUAUUGCCGGACAGAAGGAGGCGGAGGCCAAGUUUGCCGACAUGGAGGUUGACGAGUGGACAAUUGCCGCCAGCAAGAGGCUGCAGGAGCAGAGGAACGCUGCUGCCCGCGCUAAGAAUGUCAAGGCGAAGAACAAGGCGGCCAAGAAGGCUGCAAAGGCCGGCAAGGCGACGAAGCAGAAGCGGUAA